AUGGAAGCCACCUAUGUCUCAACCUUUACUGUGUAUUCUUCUUGUCUUCUUCUUCUUCUUCUGUUAGUAGUAGUAGUCUCAUGGAAAGCUUUGAACUGGGUAUGGUUUAGACCGAAGAAGCUGGAGAAACAUCUGAAAGAGCAAGGUUUCCGGGGAAACCCUUACAAGCUGCUCCAUGGAGACUUCAAAGAGAUGUCGACCCUGUACACAGAAGCCCAGUCCAAGAAUCUUAAUCUCUCCGACGACAUCGUACCAAGAGUUAUUCCUCAAUAUCUUGGAGCCGUUAAGAAAUAUGGUAGUAUUUAUUGUUCUCAUCAACUCUGCUUCCUUCUCUUUGCCUCGUUCUUGCCAGCCAAGAGGAACAGAAGAAUGAAACAAAUUGCCAGAGAAGUUAAUGGUUCAGUAAGGGAAAUGAUCAACACAAGAAGAAAGGCAAUGAGAGCAGGAGAAGCCGGCUCUGAUGACUUGUUGGGAUUAAUGCUUCAAUCCAAUUCUCAAGAAAUCGAGAAGCAUGGAAACAAGGACUUUGGUAUGACUACCGAAGAAAUUGUUGAUGAGUGCAAGCUGUUCUAUUUGGCUGGCCAGGAGACUACUUCAGCGCUACUCGUUUGGACAAUGGUCUUACUCUGCAGGUACCCCGAAUGGCAGGCACGUGCUAGAGAGGAGGUCUUGCAACAAUUUGCAACUAAGGAUCCGGACUUUGAGGGGCUAAAUCACCUCAAAAUUGAGAGACAUACUAACGAAGUUCAUCGAAGCUUCUCAUCUACAUAGACAUCCUAAUUACGCUCGCACUUUUUU
Molecule: messenger RNA, 798 nt
Organism: Coffea eugenioides
Lineage: Eukaryota; Viridiplantae; Streptophyta; Magnoliopsida; Gentianales; Rubiaceae
Product: cytochrome P450 CYP72A219-like
Exons: 3
Coding region: 1-771 (256 amino acids)
Molecular function (GO): heme binding; monooxygenase activity; iron ion binding
Source: RefSeq, a predicted model, not a curated record